AUGUACUUCGGCAAGCAUAUCCAGAAGCGUCAAUUGGAGAUCCCCGAGUAUGCGGCAAGCUUUGUAGACUACAAAGCCUUGAAGAAGCUCAUCAAGAAGCUGAGCGCGACUCCAAUACUUGCAGCAACUGCUACUGGCAGCGAUGGUGAACCGCUGCAGGACUCUCAAGCCUCACUUCAGGCAAAUAAGGCAACCUUCUUCUUCAAGCUUGAGCGAGAAUUGGAGAAGGUCAACACAUUCUACCUUCAAAAGGAGGCCGAACUCAAACUUCGCCUGCGCACCCUAUUAGACAAGAAGAGAGGUCUACAGUCCCGAGCAACUCCAGCUUCGAAACUUUCCUCCAGCUAUGUCACUCUCGACGAAGGCUUCCGCCUCUUCAGCAACGACCUCGACAAGUUACAGCAGUUUGUGGAGGUGAACCAGACGGCGUUCUCGAAGAUACUGAAGAAGUGGGACAAAUCCUCAAAGUCUCGAACCAAAGAGUUGUACCUCUCGCGCGCGGUCGACGUGCAGCCCUGCUUCAAUCGCGACGUUAUAAGCGACCUCUCGGAUCAAGCCACAACCGGGCUUCUGGAGUUGCAGGCAUGGGCAGAAGGAGAGAAGAUCGCAUACACUCCAGCUGUAGAGCUCGAGAACAGGACACAACCUGCAGCCCAGGACGAUGAGAUCGAGAACCAAGUCCUGCAGGCAAUCAAUGCAGGAAAUGCUACCCUCGUGAAAGAGUGGUCCAGCAGGAUAUUUGGAAACGAGGAUGCCAGAGAGCGCAUCAGUCGAGUCUUCCUGAACACAGUCAACACGGCAGCUCCGGUUGCACAGGAUGUCCUGUACCAGACGAAUCUGGUGGACUUCAACUAUGCCGACCCGAUCAACGAGCGAAACUGCAUACACGAGGCGCCUGUCUUUGGAAAAGCCAACGUUCUCCAGGCGGCAUUGGCCAAGGGCGCGAACAUACGAGCCCCAGAUGUCUAUGGCCGCAUCCCACUGCAUUAUGCAUGCAUGCACGGAAGAAAUGAGAUGGUCAAGAUGUUGGUCGCGGCGGCCCAGGAUACCGUGGACUUCAAGGACCUGGACAACUUCACACCCCUGGUCCACGGCAUCGUCCACUCACAGGCUACCAGUGUGCAGGAGAUGCUGCAGUAUGGCGCUGUGGUCAAUCCUACCGGCUCGACGGACCAUCUUCCUCUCAAUUUGGCGUGCCAGUAUGGUUCGGUCCCGAUCGUGCAACAGAUAUUGCGAUUUCAGCCGGCGAUCGUGCCUGACGCUGAAGGAUUGUAUCCCCAGCACCUGGUAGCACGCUUUGGUAGAAACAACCAAAUCUUGACGAUGCUGAAGGCUUACGGCGUGGACAUGGAUCAGCCGGACAAGCUCUACCAAUGGACGCCAAUCUUUCACGCGGCGUCAGAAGGGCAUCUUGAGUGUCUACGACAGCUACUGGAAUUCGAUGUCGAUCCCGUUGUGAUUGAUGAGAAGGGCUUGUCAGCGAUGUACUAUGCGGCUUGGGAAGGCAAGCUCGAUUGUAUGCAGCUGCUGGCUCAGGCAGGCGCUGGAUCGAUGGGUGAUGGUGCGGCACGGCAUGCUGUGGAUGUACAAAUGGAACCCCCACCACCGCCAACUUCAGGCUCCGUCGCACUUUCGAAUGACCCCGAAAACAUCCCAUCGCUCAGCCUGCCACCCCCAAUCAUUCCUCUCCGACGGUAUGGCCAUAACUUCUUGGACACCACCAAGACGUUCAUCCUCCUCUCUUUCGACGGACUGGAUGACGAUGCCAUCGAGUUCUACGGUGACAGCAAGUAUCCAGCUGCACGUCUGACAAUCUCUUCCAAGUCUUCUGACUUGAUCCCGCGUAAUCUGCCUCUGCCGAUACAGGACGACUUCAAGAACAUCUCCUUCACCAUUGAGAAUCUGGAAACCUUCAGCAUCGACUUCGACAUCUUCCCAACUUUUGGCAGCAAAGUCAUUGCCAGGGCCGCGGCCUCUAGUCGAGUCUUCACCAGCAAGGCCAGCAGCUCUGGGAAGUGGCAUCUUGAGCUUUUCGACCCCCGACUUCGUUCGAUUGGUCGCAUCAGUUUCCGUUUUCAUGUGGUCACACCUUUUCAUGGCAUUCCCCUCGAGAUCACACAUUUUGCCACCUACUGGAAAGCGACAAGCCAAUUCAGCGAAGACCAUCCUAGCAACCUGAUCACUGGCAGUAGCUUGUCUGGGGACUUCAUGAGACUGUUUGUACAGGUCACCAGAGACGGCGUACCUGUACUUUACAAUGACUGGGCGCUGCCGAGCAGCCGCAACGAUCUUGUCAGUAGAAUGACAUACAACGAAUUCGAAGCAGCAGGUUUGCACGCUGGGCGAGGACGCGGUAUCCUUCAAGGCCUUGUCGGUUCAGGCAUCGACCGCGACGAUCUUGCCAUUGCGCAGAGGCAGGUUGCGAGAUCGUACGCUUCACUUGCAGACGCACUGGCCCUAUUACCACCGGAUCUGCACCUUGAGAUCCAUGUCUGUUAUCCUACGCGGGCAGAGGAGCAGGAUCAACAGCUUGGGCCAACUCUCAACAUCAACAUGGUCAUCGACAGCGUGCUCAAGGUCGUCUUCGAUCAUUCAAGACAUCUGCGAGAGAUGAAAGAUCAGCCGUUGCGCAACUUCGUCUUUUCAAGCUACAACGCAGAUGUCUGCACGGCGUUGAACUGGAAGCAACCAAACUAUCCUGUCUUGCUGUGCAAUGAGCUUGGCGUUGCACCACCGAACGGUAAAGACAAUCACCCGAGCCACAAUAUGGUUACCAACUGCGGUCGAACCGACAUGUCUAUCAAGGAGUCAGUUCGCAUCGCCCAGAGCAACAACUUCAUGGGCCUUAUUUGCACGUCUCGCCUGCUUGAGCUAGUCCCGGCAUUGAUUUCAUCGGUCAAGGAGGCCGGAUUGGUGCUCAUUACCGACUACAGCCACGAUCUGACGCGGACCCGACCGGCGAACGUACUAAACUUACCACGCGGCGUGGAUGGAUUACUGAUGAACAAUGCGGUGAUGAGGUUUAAGGAGGCGAUAGAUCAAUAG
Messenger RNA from Zasmidium cellare ATCC 36951, 3045 nucleotides. RefSeq lists its product as uncharacterized. The transcript has 7 exons. Bases 1 to 3045 code for a protein of 1014 amino acids. Gene Ontology annotation, molecular function: protein binding; glycerophosphocholine phosphodiesterase activity. NCBI's taxonomy places the organism in Eukaryota, Fungi, Ascomycota, Dothideomycetes, Mycosphaerellales, Mycosphaerellaceae. Gene Ontology annotation, biological process: glycerophospholipid catabolic process. The record is from RefSeq and is a predicted model, not a curated record.